GGAGUUGGCUGGGUGUGGGGGAGGUUGAGGAGGGGGCGAUAAAAUGGCGCAGGGGGCGGAGUGAGGCACCGUCGUUUGCACAGGCUGUGGCCCGUCUUCCGGAGGUACAUUAGCAGAGAGCUGGAUCUGAAGUGGAACAGCCAGGACUUCAACUGGCACUCUUAUGGGAUGCAGCAGUCACAGAAAUGAGACUUUACAGAUAGAGGUGAAGCUACUCAUGGCCACUUGCCAUCCGCCACCACAGGAAGGUGGGAGUCAAUCAUUUUGACAAGUCUCCUGAAAAGAACAGCUAGCAAAAGCUCAAACCUUUUCCAUUUGGUCUCGUGGCAAAGGCAAAGAUCUCUCCAGCAGCUCCACACAAUAUGGCGUGCUCACUAAUGCCCUCUGAACAGUCUUCCGGGACCUCUUUCUUGCAUAAAGAUAAUGCCUCAUUUUCUUGGAGUUCCUUGGAUGAAGAAGAAUUAGAUGAUUCCUUGCUGGAGCUGUCUGAUGGAGAAGAAGAUGAUGGCCAUUUCAGCUACACAGAGGAGGAGAUCCAGGAGCUUUUGAAAGAUGAUGACCCAUCAGAUGUGUGUGGAGAAGGGUUGUAUAAAGAUGAUGGUGGACAUGUUGAGAACGGAGGGAAAGGGAGUCAAAUUCUACCUGAUACUCCGCAAGAGAAAAAUUCAAAUUCAUUGUGCAGCUUGGGAUCAGUAACUGAGACCCCUGGCCUCUUUAAACUACCUCAACUAAAUACAUCAGUUGGUCAUGGGCCAACUCCUGCUAAACCUUUAAACAGACGUUUUGCACUAGAAAAGAAUCUCAUAAAAGUAACUAUUGUUGCACCAUUUAAUCCAGCUGCGUGUGAUACUGUGUGUGAAAAGAAAAAAGUUAAUUUAUCCAAAGAUACCGAAAAGCCCCCCUCCAUUGGGGAAGAAAUGAGAGAUGGUCUUACCCCAAAUGAGGGCGAAGCUUGCACUGAAUCUGAAGGGAUCAGCCCCAGUAAUUCUUCCUGGGAACAGCUUCUGCUGUCUUCCAACAGUAACGUUCAACAAACUGUCUCUGGUAAAAAUCUGCCUGAUUGUAAGAAACCCAUACCUGUAUUCUCUCAGCUCUCAGACCACCCGGAGACUCCUAACAUGGAGUCAUCCUGGAGAAAUGGUGGAUCACAUAAAUCAAGUUGUGAAGUGAAGUUUUCAGUUUCCAGUUCACCAAACAAAGAUGUUUUUGACAAGGAUUCUGGCAAGAUGAAAGUCCAUGAGAAAAGACUAGGCAAAGUCAUUCCUGUUCUACAAACCAAAACCAGGACUAAUGUUUCGACGUUUUCACAAUCAGAUCUAGAACAGCAGAAGCAAAUUUAUCUCAGGAGGGUCAUUGCUCAUAUACAAGAUCCAGUGGACUCUAACCAAGGUGCCUUGGGAGAGCUAUAUGCCUUGAUGGAUCAAGUUCAUCAUAUGCAGAACCCAAAGCGGCAGCAUCCUUCAGAUCUCACCAUGCGAAACUAUGCCCGGUACCGACAGAAUCCUCCACAAAGAUACAGUCUGACUCAGUGGGUUGACUGGAAUAAGCGAAGCUACCAUCGGUUCCAGCAUCUCCCAGACUUCUCGUACAGUCCGUUUGUCUCAUCCCAUCAGCAGUGAAGGUCCCUAGCCAGGGCCCUGUCCAGAGGAGCAUCUCAUUUUCUUCUGCUGUUUUGUGCUUUGUAGAUUUUGAGUUUUUUCACUAGAUUUUUAUUUAAAGAACUUGUCACCUUUUGGAAAUGCCUGUUGCUGACUUGAAAUUUUUUGUAUGAAGUCCCUCCUAAUUUUGUUUCUAUCUGUGUAUGUUAAGCAGUGUUAAAUUGAUAUCUUUUAUUUUUAUUUUUUAAGUUGAGAGUGGCUGCCCCCUGAAAGCCAGCAUUAAGCCAGAAUACCCAGGCUCACGCAGACAGAAGUGACGUCUCCUUCCAGUGCCCAGAAGAAGUCAUCUUUUAACCUGCUGUGAGGAAGAGCUUCGACCAGGCUGGGAGCAACUGCUGCGUCACUUUUAACAACCCCUGUUAUUUUCUGUUUGAAGUUCUGAAUACUUGUCAGUAUUUUAAAGUUGGCAAUCCAGGACAUUUGAAGUAGGAGAAAAUUCUGUUGAAAGGAUGAAUUAAAAGUGUAAAUCCUCUCCUUUCUGUACCUAGUAGCUGCCUUUAUUAUUAUUUGGCUUUUCUCAGUCAUUGUUAAACUUUGUACAGUAGCGUUUACAAAUCGUACCUGUCCUAGCUCUGCCAGAAGACGGCUGACCUCUGCUGAACACCCUGUGCUCUUGUGACAGACUGUCUCCUCUGCCCUUCAAGAAUCUUCCUUUUCUUAACCCCCAGCGACCACUCUGCUUCCUAGGGUCCUACCAUCAGUAUUCCUGUAUCCAGUGUUAGACGUGACUCCCUGCCCUCUCUGUGGAAGAGCUGCCCACCCAGAGUCUUGGUUCUGUGACAGACCAGUGCUGUUGAGGUCUCAGUUGCUCUUCAGCUUCAUCUGCUGAACCCCAACUGUAUGUGUGAGUUGAUGCUUGAAGUAAGAAGUGUGCAGUUUGCCCAGGGAGCCUCCAUCCUGUGGGCGAGGCCCCCUUCGUUGCCACGAUUAGUUAACGAGAGGUGCCUUCAGACCUGGAUGUACCAUCUUCCCACCUGAUGGAGCCCCUGAUGCAUGGUUUCACAGAACUGCUCGAGAGGGUCUCGUCUAAUUGUGAUUUAGCCUUUGUACAUAAGCAUUACUUGAUCUCACUGUUUGGUGUCCUAACCAAAGUUGACAGACUUUGUGUAUCUGUUUUAAUGGAUGUCUUGGGAGUGUGUUGUUCUGUUUUUGCAGACAGCUCUAGAUGUCAUUUUGGAAGGUUUUACAGUCUGGCGUUCAUGCUGCUAUUGUUCACUGCCUGGGAAAGUUGCUGAUCGUUGCUGUAGUCUGUCUGGUUUUGUUGAUUGAUCAGUCCUGUCUUUGUAUGUGAGUAACUCACCUUAAACACCUUACCCUAUUUUAGAAACUGACUUGGGAAGAGCUUGAUCAGUCAAGUUACCUAUAAAUUUAGAUAGCUGUCCCUAGGUGUUUACUGUUUUUAUCCAGUCUCUUUUCCUUGGAUAUUUGGUUUAGAUUGUGGGGCCAAAUGGAAAGGCAGAGUUCUACUCAAAUGUGACAGUCACAGCCUGAUGGUUCAGCUGACAUCGUGGGCCUUUCCUUCGUUGGUCACUUCUCCAAGCUGCUCUAAAUUACCCUGAUGGAGCGAGACCUGCCAAACGCCUCACCUUUGGGACCAUAGAAAUUAAAAUGGAGUGUAGCUAGAGUAGCCAGCAUUGCAGCUGUCUGGUUCUCUACAGAAAACCCAAGGAGUGUGUAGGGACAGUAUUUUGCUCAUGUGGAGAUCUAGGCCUCAUGUUCCUGCCCCCCUGGUACAGAGUUUGAAUGUGUAAUGGGAGCAUUGCCUUUGCCAAAUCAAGUGAGUGACAGGUUAACUAGAAAAUGUGACAAUCACAAUUCCUCUUAGUUCAGAUAAUUCUGUUUUUCCAAAGCUUUCACAGCGUGAUUAAAUUUGUUGGGCUGAGGGGUGGGGUGGGGGAGAGCUGUUCUCUAGUGGCUAACACACCAUUCUUUAGAAGAAGAAAAGAAACCAAAGAAAACUCAUUACCUGGCAUGUUUGCCUUAAAAACGGUAGUGAACAGACUGGAGUUUGAAUCUUCACAGCUACGGAUUUCGUACUUGUUGCCCUCUCAGUGCAGCAUUUCAGGUGGAAUUCUUGCUGUGUUUUCAAAUUUGAGGCGAGUUCUGUGCAUUUAGCUGCCUCCCUAGCUUUGUUCAUCCGUGGUGUUCUCACCACAGGGGUCUUGACACAGCAGAGUACAGACGUGCUGUUCAGUUGACUGGGAAGUCAGGAGCCUGAAAUACCCUGUGUCGUUGCAUCGACUGCAGGUCCUGAUGCACUCGCAUUGUUGUCAGGAUCAGUUAUGAAACAAGUUCGGAGCCUCCUCUUCAUCAUGUUUCUUCUCUUGUAGCAGUUGUGUUUAAUGUCAUUAAAACGAAAUAAAAGUUCUUGU
Messenger RNA from Lepus europaeus (European hare), 4030 nucleotides. RefSeq names its product S100P binding protein (gene S100PBP). Lineage: Eukaryota; Metazoa; Chordata; Mammalia; Lagomorpha; Leporidae. The record is from RefSeq and is a predicted model, not a curated record. The transcript is spliced from 9 exons. Bases 363 to 1619 code for a protein of 418 amino acids. Gene Ontology annotation, molecular function: calcium-dependent protein binding. Gene Ontology annotation, cellular component: nucleus; cytosol.